AUGGCUAUUCAUCGAUUAUAUUCAAGAAAUACAAUUUUUAGCCAAGUUCUAUUUUGGUUUGUUAUUGGACUACAUGUGGCUGAUCAGAGCUCAUUACCACUCAAAUAUGAAGCUCCUGAUGAUUGUCAGUGGUGGCUACGAGGACCAAACGAUGCUCACGAGGUUUCGCUCACGUGCAAGCUCCGUACUAUAAAUAGUGAAUUCGACACUACAAAUUUUAGUGUCAUACCAUCAGAGCAUACAACUUCGUUGCGAAUAGAAUGUAAUGAAGAAAUGAUGUAUAAAAGUUCAUUAGAUGACCGUAGUUUUGCGCAUUUGAUCAAACUACGUGAACUUGUUUUGGAUAACUGUAAAAUUGGAAGAUGGCCGCCUGGCGUACUUUCCGGCUUGAGAGAUCUACGAAAUUUAACGAUUAGGACCAAGAACACAGAAUGGGCCGCAAUGAGUUUAGAGAUCGCAUCGGAAAGCUUUACGGCUGUUCGUCAGUUGGAAAAGUUGGAUUUGAGUUUCAAUAAUAUUUGGUCGUUUCCUGAGAACUUAUUUUGUCCUUUGACAAACUUAGUGUAUUUAAACGUUUCUUCAAAUAGACUACAAGAUGUAAGUGACUUAGGAUUUAGAGAGAGAGCAAUGCACCAAGCUCUAAUUAGUGAACAUGAAGGACCAUCACCAUCCACUUCAACAUUACCUCAUUCCUCGUGCUCUUUAGAUAUAGAAGUGCUAGAUGCGUCAAGCAAUCAUUUCGUGCUUAUGCCAGAAAAUGGUUUUAUGGCUUUACGGAGACUCAAAGAGCUCCAUAUACACGAUAAUGAAAUUUCUAUGGUUGCUGACAAAGCUCUAUCAGGGUUGAAACAAUUGCAAAUAAUAGAUUUAUCAAAUAAUAAGAUAGUCGCCCUACCACAAGAUUUGUUUAGAGAUUGCAGACCAGUGAUUAAAGAGAUAUAUUUACAAAAUAAUUCUAUAAGUGUACUCUCACCGAGUCUUUUCGCUAACUUAGAUCAGCUGUUAGCGUUAGAUUUGUCUAAUAACCAUUUAACAAGCACUUGGAUUAAUGAAAACACUUUUACUGGUCUUAUAAGAAUGGUACUUUUAAACUUAUCAAAUAAUAGAUUAACCAAAUUGGACCCUAAAAUAUUUAAAGAUCUUUACACGCUUCAAAUAUUAAACGUACAACACAACAUGUUGGAAUCCAUUGCAGCUGACACAUUUGCACCGAUGAAUAAUUUGCAUACUCUCAUUUUAUCAUAUAAUAAAAUAUCACAUAUCGAUGCCUACGCUUUAAAUGGCUUGUAUGUACUGUCACUGCUAUCUAUAGAUAACAACCAUCUAGAAGAACUUCACCCCGAGGCAUUUCGAAAUACUUCCUCUUUGCAAGAUUUGAAUUUAAAUGGAAAUCGCUUAAAGAAAGUGCCCAUAGCGCUACGAAAUAUGCGCUUACUAAGAACACUUGAUCUCGGUGAGAAUCAGAUAACUUCAUUGGAAGAACCCGGCUUUGUCGGUUUACAUAAUGUAUAUGGGCUACGGCUUAUUGGCAAUAAAAUUGAAAAUAUAAGCAAAGACGUAUUUACAGACUUGCCAACGUUACAAAUUUUAAACUUGGCACGUAAUAAGUUAAAGCACAUCGAUGUAAAUGCUUUUGAAACUUUAACAAAUUUACAAGCCGUAAGAUUAGAUGCUAACCGACUCACUGAUAUUCAAGGACUUUUUGUAAAUAUACCUACUUUGUUGUGGUUAAACGUGUCAGAUAACCAAAUAGAAUGGUUUGAUUAUACUAUGAUUCCCUCGGGGCUACAGUGGUUAGACGUUCACAGCAAUAACAUCAAAGAAUUAAGCAAUAACUAUCGUUUAGACAAAGAACUGCGACUUCAAACGUUAGACGCAAGCUUUAAUAAAAUGACAAAAAUAUCCACUUUUUCAAUUCCCAGCAGUAUUGAGCUGCUUUUCUUGAAUGAUAAUCAAAUUACACAAGUUGAAGCUCAAACUUUUGUUGGAAAAACCAAUUUAACGAGAGUCGAUUUGUAUGCAAAUCAGAUAACUAGUAUGGACCUUAAUGCGUUGCGUUUGACUCCAGUUGAUCCAGGAAGACCUCUUCCCGAAUUUUAUAUUGGUGGAAAUCCAUUUCAAUGUGAUUGUACUAUGGAGUGGUUACAACGUAUCAACAAGCUCGAUCACUUGAGACAACAUCCUAGAGUUAUGGACUUAGAAAGUAUAUAUUGUAAGUUACUGUACAACCGUGAAAGAACUUACAUUCCACUCAUCGAAGCGGAAUCAUCUCAGUUUCUGUGUACAUACAAAACUCACUGUUUUACAUUGUGCCAUUGUUGUGAUUUUGACGCGUGUGAUUGUGAAAUGACGUGUCCAUUGAACUGUACGUGUUAUCACGACCAGCCGUGGUCAGCGAAUAUUGUGGACUGUUCCGCUGCCGGCUACUCUGAAAUACCUAACACUAUACCUAUGGACGCUACUGAACUAUAUUUAGAUGGCAAUAAUUUUGGUGGUUUAACAAGUCACGCUUUUAUUGGCCGUAAAAAUUUAAAAAUAUUAUACGCGAACAAUUCGAAUAUUGAUGCACUUUAUAAUAAUACGUUUAGUGGACUAAAACGCUUAACUGUGUUACACUUAGAAAAAAAUAACAUAAAAGAGCUGCUAGGCUUUGAAUUAUCACCCCUUGAGAAUUUACGUGAGUUACAUCUGCAAGACAAUAAAAUAUACUAUAUCGACAAUCGCACGUUCAUGGAGUUGAGGCAUUUAGAAGUACUGCGAUUGGAGGGAAAUAAUAUUUAUAGCUUCGCUGUAUGGCAAUUCACGUUGAAUCCGUAUUUGGUAGAAAUAAGUCUUUCUCGUAAUUCUUGGUCUUGCGACUGUCAGUAUAUGAACAAAUUUCGAAAUUGGUUUAAGAAUAAUAUAGGCAAAGUUGAAGAUUCCGAUAAAAUCACAUGCGUAUUUGACAACGUAACGAACGCAGUCGGGCCCCAUAUGUCAGAUUUUAAUUCUACAAUUUGUACAAGUCACGUCGGUGGAAGCUCGUCUAUAAUUGAAAACCAAGUAAUAAAUGAUUAUCUGCCAUUACUAUUAAUAUCACUUUUUGUAUUUAUUCUGAGCUCCGUUUUAAUAUGUGGAAUAUUUUACUGGCGUCGAGAGCUAAGAGUAUGGAUUUAUUACCACUGUGGAUUCAGAAUGUGCUAUAAAAGUACUACUUUCGACGAGGAAGCCGACAAGGAUAGGUUAUUCGACGCCUACAUUAGUUAUAGCGUAAAAGACGAAGCAUUCGUCGCUCAGAUGCUAGCGCCCGGUCUGGAAUCAACGGACCCGAGUUUCCGGCUCUGCCUACAUUACCGUGACUUUAACGCGUCAACCUACGUAGCCGAUACUAUUAUUGAAGCUGUAGAAUCUUCGAAACGAACUAUUAUAGUCCUUUCUAAGAAUUUCAUAAAUAACGAGUGGUGUCGAUUUGAAUUCAAAACCGCAUUACACGAAGUGUUAAAAGAGAGACGAAGAAGACUGAUAAUAAUAUUGUUAGGUGAUCUUCCGAAACGGGAUAUCGAUCCCGAGUUGAGGUUGUGUUUGAAAGCGAAUACGUGUAUCGAGUGGGGAGAUAGACAAUUUUGGCAAAAAUUAAGGUUUGCGAUGCCGGACUUGCGGAAGUGUCAAUAUCACCGGUCGACAGUGAAUAUUUACGCGUCAGUGUCACCGGUGGGGGCUGGGCGGGCGCCUGCGCCUCCCCCACCACCUCCGGGCAAGCUGCCUCCGCUGCUAGCAGACGGUUUGGCCGAGCGGCUGGCAUCGCCCGCCGGCCUGCACGUGCGCGACCCACGCAUGCCACCCCACGCCCAGCUCUGGGCG
Messenger RNA from Brenthis ino (lesser marbled fritillary), 3840 nucleotides. NCBI's taxonomy places the organism in Eukaryota, Metazoa, Arthropoda, Insecta, Lepidoptera, Nymphalidae. The record is from the annotation of a GenBank genome assembly.